This is a messenger RNA of Pieris macdunnoughi, 4077 nucleotides long. The record is from the annotation of a GenBank genome assembly. NCBI's taxonomy places the organism in Eukaryota, Metazoa, Arthropoda, Insecta, Lepidoptera, Pieridae.
AUGCCGAGUAUAAUUAGUAAUAGCGAAGUAAUUAGAAAACCUGAAAACUGUAAAAUGCAGCUGGAGUCUUUAGAACUGGCGGGGUGUACACUCGAUCGGUACAUUACUUGUGAUAAUUCCCGCCCUUCUUUUCUUGAGAUAACUGGUAUAGCAGUACAAGGUACUCCAACAUGUAGUGGCCUAAACGCUGGUGACUACAGAAAUCUAGCAGCUUUAUUAAAUCAUUCCACUUUAUCCCAAUUAAAGAUUUUGAACAAAGUUCCACUGCCACCAGAAAUAAUGGAACACUUUGCUCACAUGCAGUGCCAUUGCUUGAUGGGUGUAUUUCCAGAAAUAAGCAGAGUGUGGUUAGCUAUAGACAGUAAUAUUUAUGUUUGGGCUUUUGAACAUGGCAGUGAUGUAGCAUAUUUCGAUGGUUUGGGGGAAACAAUAGUAAGUGUGGGCCUAGUCAAACCAAAGCCAGGUGUAUUUCAAAGUUUUGUAAAAUACCUCUUGGUUUUAACUACAACAGUGGAAAUAGUAGUUCUAGGUGUAACAUUUUCAAGUAAUAAACAAGAUGGAUCUUCUGAGUUCGAAGAAAUACAUUUAGUUCCUGAACCGGUGUUUGUGUUGCCAACUGAUGGAAUUUCAAUGUUAUGUGUUAAAUCAACCUGUAGAGGAAGAAUUUUUAUGGGCGGAAAGGAUGGAUGUCUUUAUGAAAUAACUUACCAGGCACAAUUAGGUUGGUUUGGAAAACAUUGUAAAAAAAUUAACCAUUCAACAAGUGCCCUUUCAUUCCUAGUGCCUUCAUUUCUUAAUGCUGCAUUGUAUGAUGAAGACCCUAUAGUUAAAAUUGAAGUUGAUAAUUCUCGGCAUAUUUUAUAUACACUUAGUGAGAAGGGUUGUAUAGAAGUUUUUGAUCUUGGUGAAGAUGGUGAAGAUAUUAGCAAGAUUACAAGAUUAACACAAAAUCGAAUUGUUGCAUCAGCUUUGGAUAUAGUAAAAACAGUAGAAACUAAUAACUUCAAGCCAGUUAUCGCAAUAUCUGCUGUUGAGGAAUGUGAAUCAGAACAUUUAAAUCUAGUUGCCAUCACACAAUCUGGAGCUAGAUUAUAUUUUAGCACAGGUUGUAGAGAUGUUAACGAAGGAGGUCCAGCUAGGCCCCAGGACCUCAUUUUAUUACAUGUGAGGUUUCCACCAGGCUUCACACCAAAUGCAUCAGUUCUGAAACCGAAACAAGUCCACAAUGCUGUAUAUGAUAAUGUUAUGACUAAGACUCUGGCGUAUGUCCUGCUGCUGAUGUCGAACUAUUUUCUCCGAGAAGGGGGCUUGCAUUUUAUUUUAAAAAGGAAUCCUUCAGCAAUAAAGCUAAUUCUUACCUUCUCCCCCAAAUGGAUGGACCAAAAAUGUGUAAGUUUACUGAAUAGACCAUUACUGCACAAUGUUAAUAACGGACAAACGCAGGCUGAAUGCCCAUGGUACCUAGACUAUCUAAAGUGGGCGCAUCUCUCACCUGCCCUACUUGCUAAGAAAGACCCAUGGUCGGGCUCCCGUUGGGCGGUGGUGAGUGCGUGGGGCGCCGCCCUCAUAAGCGCCGGUGCUCCGCCAGAUCUUCUCCGGGCCUUGCUAAGGGACUAUCGUGGACCCGAUGCACAGCCUGUUAAAGAUUUGUUUCAGCUACAAGGCUACGAUCAGGCUUGCGCGUGCGCAUUGUAUCUCGCGUGCGAAGAAGCUACAAGUGGCGACCUCACCAUAAGCGAGUGGGCGUCGCGAGCGUUCUUCAUUUACGGAACCCAAGCUGCGCCUGCGCCGCUUCAGUCGCAUCAGAUCUCACAGGGACCUAGCAUAGGAUCACCAAAAUUCUCACCUCGCCAAAUGUCAACACCAAUGUCUAGACCGCAAGAAAUGAGGCCGCAGGUUCAAUCCUUCCAACAAAUGAAUCAAUCGCUGGGCAAUCAAUCCAUGAUGUCUCCAUACCAGAAUGUCAGUCAGACGGCCUUCAACCAAUCGUCAUUUGUGGGGAACAUGAGUCAGCCAAGAGAUUUCCAAAUAGAAUACAGCGCUAAGCACAACGGCCUAUACAUUUAUGUGGGAAGAAUUUUGUGUCCUAUAUGGAAUUUGAAGUGUGUCACCAAGUCACUCACGCCCGAUAAGAAGGAAUUUAUGUCAAGUAAAGUGACGGGUGAGGAUUGUGCGUUCAUAGUGAAGAAGUUACAGCGAGUGUCAUCUUUCAUGCAAAGGGUGGUGGCGCCACCGCAUUCUGACGAACAUGCUUCUAUUCACGCGCUCAAGAUAUUUAUAACGAUGGCCAUAGAAAUGUUGAGUUUAUGGAAGGUACUGUGUGAACAUCAGUUCCACGUGGUAGCAGCCAGCUUGCCACCCGAGCAGCAGCAAGCGUUGCAGGCUGCCUGUUUUCGGGAGUUGUUAGUUGGUGGUCAGGAAGUAGCGUGCCUACUUCUGGGUUCACUCGUCGCGGGCUACCUUCGAGACAACGCCUCGGUGGAUGGCAUUUCUCAGAAAUUACGACAACUCUGCCCCAGUUUGUAUAGACAAGAGGACGCCACUUGCUCGAAGGCAAAUGAAUUAUUGAUAUUUGCAAAACAACAGAAGAAUUCGGCAGAACGCGAAGAAAUGCUCCAACAGGCUCUUAAACUCUGUAAAGAUGUGGCUCCCAACGUAAAUCUGCCCCUGGUUUGUUCAAAACUGCUAUCGGCUGGGUUUUAUGCUGGAAUCGUUGAAUUGUGCGUGACAUGCGCUUCGAAAAUCGAUCCCCAGGACAGAGCAAUAUAUUACUACAAAAGCGACCAGCCCUCACAAGACCGGGAAGGGCAUUUGUUGUACUACAAACGUAUGGAGAUAUACCGUGAAGUUUGCACUGCCCUCGAGCGACUGUACGAACGCAGCGCUGAGGGCAACUCGGAAUCCUCUCCUCAACGCGCGCAUGCGCAGACUACUGACGCAUUACUUACUAUGUCGCCCGCUGAUGCCAAUUAUCAGGGAAGGAAAUUAGUAUCGGAGUGCUUGUCAAGAGAUGACGAACUUCUACACGUGGCUAUCUAUGAAUGGUUGAUAUCUAAGAAUUUAGGGGCAGAAUUGGUAACUCUAAGCGGUGUUGCGCCGGCGUCUCUCCGUACCUACUUAACGGCCGCUGCGCGACAGGCUACAGGGCGGACGGCACUUCUACUUCUCGACUUGUUGUGGAAGGUCCUAGAAAAGGCCGGGGACCAUCUAGCGGCUGCUGAGGUCCUUGAGGGACUCGCUACCAGACCAGGAACGGGUGCAAAUCUAUCCCAACGCAUGUCGUGGUUGUCCGCUGGCGUGGUCUGCGUCCGUGGUGCCGGAGGUGCAGGAGGGGAGUUGGUUCGUCGCCUGGAAGAGGCCAGCGAGGUGGGCCGGGUGCAGGUGGCCGUUAGGGCUGCAGCCAAGUCUCCUCCGGUGCCACCUGCGCUGCUCCAUCGCCUGGAUGACGAGCUGCUGGAUAUUACACAGCUAUACGAAGAAUACGCGGACCGAUACAACCUUUGGGAGUGUAAACUGGCCAUAGUUCAAUGUUCUGGUCAUAACGAUGCGCUGUUGGUUGAGAAUAUAUGGAGCAAUAUUCUUGCUGAAGCAGAGAACGCCGCCAGGGGCUUACUCUCGCCUGAUGAGAAACUAUCCUCUGUACUCAGCAAGUUAACCACAUUGGGACGGGAGUACGUCAAUUCGGGACAUUGCUUUCCCUUAUAUUUCAUCGUCCGACAGUUGGAAAUACUAAGUUGUAAAAUACAAGCUGAAAAAAGUAUGGUUUUUAAAACUAUUUUCAACAUUGGGGUUUCUUUAGAGCAAGUUUUGGAUAUUUAUGUCAAAUUGGUGAGCGUAAACGAACGGGUGUGGCUGGGCUGCGGUGACGAAUCGCAUGUGUGCGGCGUUGCCGUACUUCUCCUGCAACAGGCGAGGAGCGAGGUUGCCAAUCUGCCUGCCGCGCCUCGGCGAAGAGCCCUCGCUCGUUGCAAGGACCUACACGAAGCCGCUUUAUCCGCCUUACAGAGUCGACCCAACACCCAAGUCUUAAUCGAUAAAAUUACUGUGGCGCAGGCGCAUUUGGACAGAAUGGAUUAA